This is a messenger RNA of Acromyrmex echinatior (Panamanian leafcutter ant), 2931 nucleotides long. It is a transcript of the gene Pax, whose product is annotated as paxillin. The record is from RefSeq and is a predicted model, not a curated record. Lineage: Eukaryota; Metazoa; Arthropoda; Insecta; Hymenoptera; Formicidae.
GGGAAAGCUGAUCUUCCAUCACGCUAACCCGUUAAAUUAGCAUCAAUUCGCUGUCAUGCGUCAACGAAUAUCGUAAUUACUUCCCCGGGGUGGAGGAAAGAGACUUAUGUCACUGUUUACGCGACGAUCACCACGUGAGUGAACACGUGCACGCGUACGCACGCGCAUCCAAUUCCUCCUACGCAAGUGUAUGCGUGUGCGCACGAGGAUGGCGAUGGAUCGGACGAUGUACGGCAAGGUGGAGCCGGGCGAUACUUAUCAGCCCUACAGGAUCACCAUGAAGAAGGGCUCGCCUCCUGGAUAUGCGUUGCUGGCGGACCUACAGAAUACCGUGUCAUCGGAAGGAAAUCACGUCGGCGGAGGUAAUGCGACACCCGGUUAUGGAUCGCUGAAUGGUGCGCGCGUUCACACGACCACUGCGUACAGAUCUUAUGACAAUCGCACAUCACCACUGCCAUCGCAAUCGCCGACUUAUCAGAAUCGCGAGGCGAUAGAAGAAACCAUGGGUAAAACCGGAAGUACAUCUUACACCCAAACCAGUACCGGGAGCAAGAUGCCUUCCCUCAAUAACAAUCUUUCCGAGUUGGACACCCUCCUGCAAGACUUGAGCAACGCGCACUAUAAUACCCACUAUCAAGAAAGAGACAGCCGCGCGUCUGCAGGAGUGAACGGGGGUGCGACUAGCCCCAUGCUUCGUUCUCCAAGUAGCAUGUCAGCCUCUCGACCCACCGUCGACUCGUUGCUUGAGGAACUAAGCACCGCAGUGCCUAACGGAGACUAUCCCGCCGAUGGAAAGGUGAGAGUCACCAUACAAGAAACGUCCACGGAGAUACAGCCGGUCUACGACGGCUAUCCCUCCAGUCAGCAUGGCUCGUUGAAUCGAACCGAGGUUCACAGGAGUUACCCUAACGGUCAUACCGCGAGUAACGCUACCAAGGAGCUGGACGACCUAAUGGCUUCGCUUUCCGAAUUUAAGAUCAAUAGCGGUACUCAUCAACAUCAGACGGUGACCGACUCUCCAUACGCGAAGCCAAACAAAGCUACCAAGAGUUCACAGAGCCCUUUGCCCAACGAGGGCACGCAGACCCGCGUUCACAUUACCGAGACUCACACGACUCACCUCUACCAUCCAGGAGAGAGCCAACCUUUGAAGCAGAAUCAGUUGGAUUCUAUGCUCGGCAAUCUUCAGGCCGACAUGAGCCGCCAAGGUGUCAACACAACCCAGAAAGGAUGCUGCAGCGCCUGCGAAAAGCCUAUCGUGGGCCAGGUGAUAACGGCAUUGGGCAAGACGUGGCAUCCAGAACAUUUCACAUGUACUCACUGCAACCAGGAGUUGGGUACACGGAACUUCUUCGAGAGGGAGGGUCAUCCUUACUGCGAAACGGACUAUCAUAACUUGUUCUCUCCUCGUUGCGCUUACUGCAACGGGCCCAUUAGAAAAUGUGUGACCGCCCUGGAGAAGACUUGGCAUACCGAGCACUUCUUUUGCGCUCAGUGCGGCAAGCAGUUCGGAGAGGAGGGUUUCCACGAGCGGGAUGGCAAGCCCUAUUGCCGCGAGGACUAUUUCGACAUGUUCGCACCCAAGUGCGGUGGUUGCAAUCGUGCUAUCAUGGAAAAUUAUAUAUCUGCGCUUAAUAGUCAGUGGCAUCCGGACUGCUUCGUUUGCAGGGAUUGCAGACAGAAGUUUCAGGGCGGAUCCUUCUUCGAUCAUGAAGGAUUGCCAUAUUGCGAGACACAUUAUCAUGCCAAGAGAGGAUCCUUAUGUGCAGGAUGCCACAAGCCCAUUACCGGUCGUUGCAUAACGGCGAUGUUCCGCAAAUUCCAUCCCGAGCACUUUGUAUGUGCAUUUUGUUUGAAACAAUUAAACAAGGGCACAUUCAAGGAGCAAAACGACAAACCUUACUGCCAUGGCUGCUUUGAGAAACUCUUUGGAUAAAUAAUCUUUUUCGAAAUUUUUUGUAACGUAACGAAACGAGAGACUAUUUCUCUCGACAACAUUUUAUUACUCUUGACGAAAUACGUACAUAGUAUAAAUAUUUACUUGCUUUGAUUGUCUAUAUGCGAGAACUCACAUUGCCUAAAGUAGCCUUAUAGAAAAAAAAAAUUUCCAUUUUCUUAAAUAAAUAUUGACUAACGAAUGGUGUAUGCAAAAGGACAUGAAUAGAAUUUGGAUUAAGAGAUUAAAUGAUCUGUUAUUUCAUCUUGAUCGCUGAUUCAUGAAAUUGAGAUCAAUUUUAUACAAUUUUUUUUUUAGGGAAAUUAAAUGAGAUUAUAAGAGAUAAAGUCAUUAUAUAUGAAUGAACAAUAUAUACAAUUCCAAUCUCGAUUAAUACCGAGAAAAUUUCAAUAAAAAGUUACGAAAUAUACUGUCAAAAUAUUUAAUGCUAAAAAGUUGUAAUAGAUCUCUCUCUAUUAAAUUUCCACUAAAGAAAAUUUUUCGAAAAUUGAUAGAUGCGUCAGAAUAUUCUGAUUUUCAUGCAAUGUUCUUUUUUUUAAUUUCAUCUAAUUUUGUGUAAAUCACACGCGUUUCUCAAACUGUUUAUUUCGAGUUUGUCAUGCCGUUUAAGGAUUAACGAAAAGGGUGCUAUAUAUAUAUAUAAUAGUUUAUCAUUAUUAAUAAUUUGUCGAUAAUAUCUAGUAAUAUUUGUACAACCGUAUCUUUGCCACCAAAUAUCUCCCUGAUGAAAGCUCUUCCCGUACGCAUUAAAAAUAUUUCGUAUAUUUAUAAAGUAUUUAAAUAGCAUUAAUAUAAUAAUCAGUUAAUAUUACCGCGUGAACAGCGCUACAUACAUAUGUCUACUUAUAUCGAAUUGUAUAUUGUCAUAUAAAACAAUCGAGAAAAUUACGAAAAAUAAAUAGAACGAAUUCGUGUCAUCAGGUACAAACGACGCAAUUUAGCGCAGAGUUGGAAAAUAAAAACUAUGUUAUUAG